AUGGAAAAGUUUGGGCUUUCAGGAAAACUUCCUUCUUUUGCUAGAGCAAACCACAAUGCUGCUCCAAACAUGUCAGGAGUGGACAUGACACCUCGUCAUUUGGCGGUAUCAAAUUGCCCAAACAACUCAUAUGCGUUGGCCAAUGUGGCCGCCGUAUCGGCCUCCGAUUUUCCGGACAAUAUUUAUGUGCUGGUAGAUAACCUGUUUGUGUUUACAACUAGGCACUCAAAUGAGAUAGCAGCGGGCGUGAUCGGGUUCAACGGAAACCAAAGAACUUGGGGCGGUUGGUCUUUAAAUCAGGCGGUGCAGGUGAAACCGUUUGACCUCUUCAAGCACAGUGGAAAACAAUCAUACUUGGGCACUCUUGAUCUAGAAAUUAGCUUCAGGUCGAGAGGGAAAGUGGUGGAUACACCUUUUGACCAAGAUGACCUAGCCAAGCAUUUCCUUCGCAAUUUCGAAUCCCAGAUAUUCUCUCCCACACAGUGUUUGAUUUUUGAGUUUAAGGGUCAUAUCUUUGACCUUACUGUUAAGGGCGUACAGACCAUCGAUCUAGGUGACGUUGAAAUGGUUACUCCCAUCUCGAACGGCAUUCAAAGUAAAGGUAUACUAAUCAAGCAGACGCAGAUUAAUUACUACAAGGGUAGAGAUGGGCUCGUGAAUUUGAAAUCCGCAAACUCGCUCAGACCUAGAUCAGAUGCCGUCAUCAGACCUGAUUUCAAAUUCGAGGAUCUAGGCGUCGGAGGGCUUGACAGAGAGUUCACGAAGAUUUUCAGAAGGGCUUUUGCUAGUAGAAUUUUUCCCCCAUCCGUUAUCGAAAAGUUGGGUAUAUCGCAUGUGAAAGGUCUUCUGCUUCAUGGACCACCUGGUACAGGUAAGACUUUAAUUGCCAGGAAAAUCGGGACAAUGCUCAAUGCCAGGGAACCAAAAAUUGUAAAUGGUCCUGAAAUUUUGAGCAAGUAUGUUGGUUCUUCGGAGGAAAACAUUCGUAAUCUUUUCAAGGAUGCAGAAGCGGAAUAUAAAGCAAAAGGUGAAGAAUCGUCUCUACACAUCAUUAUUUUUGAUGAGCUAGACUCUGUAUUCAAGCAGAGAGGCUCACGCGGGGAUGGCACUGGUGUGGGUGACAACGUGGUGAAUCAGUUGCUUGCCAAGAUGGACGGUGUUGACCAGUUGAACAAUAUUUUAGUCAUUGGUAUGACCAAUCGUAAAGAUUUAAUUGAUGCGGCGUUGCUUCGUCCUGGACGUUUCGAAGUACAAGUCGAGAUUCAGCUGCCGGAUGAAGAAGGCAGACUUCAAAUUUUGGAAAUACAGACCAAGAAGAUGCGGGAGAACAACAUGAUGGCCGCAGACGUGGAUCUUAAAGAAUUAGCGGCCUUGACCAAGAACUUUUCGGGUGCAGAAAUCGAAGGCUUGGUGAAGAGUGCUAGUUCUUUUGCCAUCAACAAGACUGUCAACAUUGGCAAGGGGACAACAAAGUUGAACCAAAAGGAUAUUGCAGCCAUGAAAGUCACCAUGCAAGAAUUUUUGAGUGCACUAGACGACGUUACGCCUGCAUUUGGUAUCAAUGAAGAAGAUUUAAAAACUUGUGUGGAGGGGGGUAUCAUUAGGUAUUCGUCUCGUAUUGAAGAAAUUUUAAAAAACGGUGAGAGAUACGUCCGUCAAGUUCGGGAAAGUGACAAGUCUAGGUUAGUGUCUUUGCUGGUACAUGGUCCGGCUGGUUCGGGAAAAACAGCUCUUUCAGCUGCGAUUGCUUUGAAAUCCGAGUUCCCUUUCAUAAGACUAAUUUCGGCCGACGAAAUGGCAGGGAUGUCCGAGAGUGCCAAGAUAGCGUACAUUGACAAUACGUUUAGGGAUGCUUAUAAGUCUCCGUUGAAUAUCCUGGUUGUAGACUCCCUCGAAACGCUAGUUGACUGGGUACCAAUUGGGCCACGGUUUUCAAAUAACAUUUUGCAGACGCUAAAGGUAUAUUUGAAGCGGAAACCACCUAAAGAUCGCAGAUUACUUUUGAUAUCAACUACUUCUACUUACUCCGUCCUUCAGCAGAUGGACAUGCUAAGCUGCUUCGACAAUGAGAUUGCCGUACCUAACAUUACCAAUUUGGAUGAGUUUAACAAUAUCAUGAUAGAAUCUAACUUUUUGGACGAUGCUGGACGUGUGAGCGUGCUCAACGAAUUCGCAAGGCUCAAACUGCAAUUCAAUGUGGGUAUUAAGAGGGCGUUGACGAAUAUUGAGACGGCACGGUUCGACGCUGAACCUGCUAAUGAAAUUAUUGAGCUCAUGGCCCAAUCGGUUUGA
This is a messenger RNA of Lachancea dasiensis, 2292 nucleotides long. NCBI's taxonomy places the organism in Eukaryota, Fungi, Ascomycota, Saccharomycetes, Saccharomycetales, Saccharomycetaceae. The record is from the annotation of a GenBank genome assembly.